Molecule: messenger RNA, 4289 nt
Organism: Zalophus californianus (California sea lion)
Lineage: Eukaryota; Metazoa; Chordata; Mammalia; Carnivora; Otariidae
Gene: SLC10A7
Product: solute carrier family 10 member 7
Exons: 12
Coding region: 793-1893 (366 amino acids)
Cellular component (GO): plasma membrane
Source: RefSeq, a predicted model, not a curated record
CCUGCUGGGUCUAGGAGUAAAAAGUCCAUUCAUGAAAUAAUCAAUGUCAGUGGUUGCUAGAAAACCUCAAGGGAGAAACUGGGGGACACAUAGAAUCCAGCACGAGGGCCAAUGGAAGGCGGGAGCUCCCCUCUAUAUUAGGCUCAUUUUUUUUUUUUUUUUUUUUGCCUUGAGGUCCUUGGCCCCCUUCCCACAGUUGUCCUGCUGCUUGGGUGGGCAGGCCCUGAGGGUCAAGCAAGAGCGUGCACUCGCGAACCCUGUAGACUCCCCUGCUCGGACCCCACCCUGCCUAUCCUCAGCUUCGCUGGGAGGGAGCUUGAGCACUCAUCACUGCCCUCGAAGGAAGACCUGGUCCCCUGCUCCCGGGAGAGGCUGAACCCUUGCAGACCUCCCCACUCCCGGGGGCCUGCGUGGUCUCGGGCCUCGGGGCCUCGGGUCCAACAAGCCACAGACCUGGCUGGUCCCAACCGCCCUCCCGGGAUGCAGAGGAUGCUGGAAGGCAGGGGUCCUGCGGACUUGGGUGUUAGGUGAACGUCCAAUUUUCAACCCAUCCUCGGGGCUAAAACUCCCCAAAAGAAGGAGCCGUCUUCCCGCGCUGACAUCGGAGCGCCUCUUAACUCCUGGGACUGCCGCGGAGAACCUGGAGACCGAGAGUGGCCUUCCCUUCCCCCGGCGCACACGUCAACGCCGGCUUGGCGGAAGCGUCGUAAUGCCCCGAAGAAGCGCGCCACAAAAAAAACCCCUGAACACCGCCGCCGCAGCUGCCAACGGAGAAAUCCCUGCCCGGAGUCCAUGCUAACCUUUCCCGCAAGUUCAUGGCGAAGCAAAAAAAAGUUUCUCCAUGGAUGUGCUCCAGGGGCGCGGGCAGCUGUGCCUAAAGGACCACUGAAGCCAGAAAUAACCGUCUCCUACAUUGCUGUUGCAACAAUAUUCUUUAACAGUGGACUGUCAUUAAAAACGGAGGAGCUGACCAGUGCUUUGGUGCAUAUAAAACUGCACCUUUUCAUUCAGAUCUUUACACUUGCAUUCUUCCCAGCAACAAUAUGGCUUUUUCUUCAGCUUUUAUCAAUCACACCCAUCAAUGAAUGGCUUUUAAAAGGUUUGCAGACAGUAGGUUGCAUGCCUCCCCCUGUGUCUUCUGCAGUGAUUUUAACCAAGGCAGUUGGUGGAAAUGAGGCAGCUGCAAUAUUUAAUUCAGCCUUUGGAAGUUUUUUGGGCAUCGUUAUAACACCCCUGCUACUGCUGCUUUUUCUUGGCUCGUCCUCUUCUGUGCCUUUUACAUCUAUUUUUUCUCAGCUUUUUAUGACUGUUGUGGUUCCUCUCAUUAUUGGACAGAUUGUCCGAAGAUACAUCAAGGAUUGGCUUGAAAGAAAGAAACCGCCUUUUGGUGCUGUCAGCAGCAGUGUGCUCCUCAUGAUCAUCUACACCACCUUCUGCGACACGUUCUCUAACCCAAACAUUGACCUGGAUACGUUCAGCCUUAUUCUCAUCCUGUUCAUGAUAUUCUCUAUUCAGCUGAGUUUUAUGCUCUUAACCUUCCUCUUUUCAACAAGGAAUAAUUCGGGUUUCACACCAGCGGACACUGUGGCUAUCAUUUUCUGUUCUACACACAAAUCCCUCACACUGGAUUUUCUGUCUUCUUUGUUCAUCAGGAAUUCCAAUGCUGAAGAUCGUGUUUGCAGGCCACGAGCACCUCUCCCUAAUAUCUGUGCCCUUGCUCAUAUACCACCCAGUUCAGAUCCUUCUGGGAAGUGUGUUGGUGCCAACAAUAAAGUCUUGGAUGGUGUCAAGGCAGAAGGGAGUGAAGUUGACGAGGCCAACAGUAUAAGAAGGGAGGCACUCAUUAUGCAGCGAUGUAUAUAUGUACAGGAUUGUACAUACAAACAGUUCUGAAGACUUGUACUUGUGAAUGUUGUUUCGAUGCAUAUUUUAUUUUUUUACACAAAAAUAUGAUAUAACAGUUUAAGUGCCUUAAAAUGUAUUUGACAGGAGUGUUAUUUCCAAAACCUACUUUGUAGGUUACUGCCAGGGGUGGUACCAUAUUUUGGAGUGGUUUAAUUUUUUUUUUCCAAACACAGGAAACCAUGAUCGUGACAAAAAGCAAACAUGCUUUCCUCUUACCACCUUUGGUGCAAUACAACCCUUCACUAGUUACUGUGCUAUUUGAAAUGAGGUCACACCAUCAGGAAAAUCCCUUCUGAUGACAGUGAAAAUUUCCAAAGUUUUAUUCAUGAAUACUUUGAUUUACUCUGUGAUUCUUUGUUUCUACAACUGUGACAUGUCUCUUCCUUAUCAACUCAGCAGGGGUCAUGGAUUGCAUAGAUGCAGAAAGGCAUAAGUUAUCUGCAUUUCUUGACAUCAUUUUUUAGACAUUCCUUCAGAUAGUUUCCACACAGAAAUUCCUCAGUCCCAUUAUAAGAGAUUGUGGUGUUAUAUGUCUUAAAUUUAUUAUAAGCUGCUUCAAAGAAAGAGCCUGAUGUUUGAGUUAUAAGUAAGUGAAGUUUUGAGGUAAACUACAGGACAUGUAUUCAGGAUUUUUAAAAUUAUGUUUCAUUUAUUUUCCCUUUUUCUGCCAUAAUUUCCUUCUUAACUGUUUUCCAGCACACUUGCAAACUCCUAACAGCCAAAUGUGAGAUGUAAAAAUGUUACAGUCAGUUUGAGAACAGCAACAGUUAAUGAUGGAUUAUAUUCACAUUCCACAACUGAGACCAAAAUUUUUUCUUGUUACACAGAUGUCUGAGCACAAAUUGCCCCUUUUAGCCAGAAGCAGCCUGUUCCAUCCUUGAAUUAAGCACACUUAAAGGCAUUUGAGACGAGUUAUUAAUGAAAAUUUCCUUGGCAGAUUUGACAAAUGUUUGCAACAAUUUCUUAAAAUUAAAUCAUAUUUGUUCUUAUGAAUAAAUAAAAAUAUAAAGGUCAUGGACACAAACAAAUGUUACAUAUACACAUUCUGUCUAGCCAGAUGGAAAGAAAAAUGGGCACAGAAAAUGCAAAAACAUUCAUUAACCAAAAGAUCAAAUAAAACAAGUCCCCAGUUGGGCAUCAGCUUUCAAAGGAGAAUUCAAUCUUGGCUUCCACUGUGGCUGGACGAACUUUCACUGGACCCAAAUAGAGAAGAAAGCGAUACAGAGAAUUAAAGGACACUGUUCCUCUGUUUCCUGCCCAGCAUUCUGUCACGUCCUCUCUGCAUGUCCUCUCUUGAUUUGACAGACAGUAUUGGCAUCCUGGGUCACACUGAUGCUGACUCUGUGGUCAGCAACAGAAAAGAUCCUUCCUUAGAAACUUACCAGGUUUAUCAGUAGCGUAAAUUCACAUUAUCAUCACAACCCGGUCUCAUCUCGUGUUCCUUCUGACCAUUUCAAUAUUACUGAACCUCAUAAAUUUUACAAGAGUUAUCCUCAGUGUAAAUUUUAAGGCUAGUACAAGACUCUGCAAAAAUCUGUGGUGAACAGGCUGUUUGUCAAGAAUUUCACUUAUAUCUAAAACUCCAGUAAUUUCGGUGCUCACAAAUGGAGCACAGAAAGGUUUUCAUGUUUUGUUCCUACAAGUUUCUUGGAAUUUCAGAGGCAGUGGGGUUUGUCUGUCUGAGCUAUAAAAAUCUUUCUCCCUAGCAUUAGAAUACUGAUUUUUUCUCCCCAACUUAUCUACCUCUAUUGUCUAACACCUACAGUAGGUGUGAUUAUGGGAUAAGGUUCAACUGAAAAUGCUGUAACGUGCUUUAAAAAAUAUGUUUUGUUUUCAAAUAAUCUCUACAUAGUGCAUUUUGGUGGCUUUAGUGAUACGUUUAUGCCUAUUUCUUUUUUUACACAGACACUGUGGCGUAUUUUUCCAUAAAGAAUUAAAAAAUAAAAUCAAAAUUUAUUUGUAAGUCAUGCUUAUUGGGAUUUAAUUAUUCACCUCAAAAUAUUUUAUUAUUGUGUUAUGCACUGUCAGGCUAUCCAUUUAUGCAUUUUUUCUGUCUAAAUGUAUUUAUGAAGGAAAUACAUUAGAUCAUAUUUAUGUUUACUCAUUUUUCCACUUGUUUUUUUUUAAGUGGUUCUUACGAAAUUUGAUUUUUUUAAAUGGGUGAUAAUGUUAAUCUUUUCAUGUGUUCUUUUCAAGUUUUAAAUUCUGUAUUUUUUAAAAAUUCCCUAUUCUGUUUAAAACUAACACACCUCUGGCUAAUGUUCAGUGUUUGUUUAUGCUAAAUACCAAAUUUUUACAAAAGGAUUGGUGAAAUAAUAAAGUGGAUUAUUUAUGAUGAAUGGAAGAUGGAAAUAAUUCUAUGAUUAAACAAAGAGAUGUUUCAG